Messenger RNA from Nematocida major, 963 nucleotides. RefSeq lists its product as uncharacterized. The record is from RefSeq and is a predicted model, not a curated record. The coding region runs from base 1 to 963 and encodes 320 amino acids. Lineage: Eukaryota; Fungi; Microsporidia. The transcript has a single exon.
AUGUACUCACCGCCGACAGCAGAAGAGAUCCAAGAAAGACGAGCCCUUUUCGAAGAGUUCCUGCAGGGCCACGAGCAGCCGCCUAUUGAGGGAAACAAAAAGGAGGCCAUUGAAAAAGUGUUCUUCUUCAACGACCAGCAGUUUAGCGAGGUUUGCGAGGACCUAAAGGAGGAAAUCCUUCGAAGGAGCAAACAAGAAAAGCUUGAGUUUAUUUCCAAGUACACCCUAAAAAGAAACACAAUUCGAGAGCAGAUUUCCUUGCUGGAGGAGGACGAGCUAAAGUCUUUGGUGGAAGACACGUAUUUAGUGCUAAAGCACAAGCACGCGGAGGGCCCCGAAGACGAGCUGGAGUGCCUGAACGUGCUGGUCCAAAGCCUUGAGGAGAUCAUAGGAAAAAACACCGCCUCGUACAAGGGCACGCUCAAGAGCGAAGACUCUCCCUCCGCGAUUAUCAUUUCGGUCGAGAAGAUGAAGGACGAGCUUGAAAAAGAGGCGGAGGCAGAGAAAAAAAUAGAAAUUCUGCUCAGGAUGAUAGACAAGCAGGUGCCAGACCUAUGCAUUCAGGAGCUGCUGAGCAUGAUCCAAGGCCAGCUAGAUAUUAUUAAAGCCCAGAAGCAGAAGAUGGGAACAGAGCUGCACAGCCUCAGAAGCGAAAUCAACGAUUUGUAUCUGGAGAAGGAGCUUGAAACAGACACCACUGUGUACGAAGAGACACUCGAGUCGAUUCUGGAGCGAAUAGUCGACCACUUUUACGAAAUUGAGUACACAGUUGACAAGGUUGGCGUUGCAGAAAUUCAGAAGCAUCUGGACCUUCUGAACGAGGAGAGAAGAAAGAUUCUGCAGAUAACAAACAACGCACAGAUCGAAGAAGUGGGCGACCUGAAGCAAAUAAAGUCAAAAGAAGAGCUUUUGAGCCAAAUCACCAAAUAUUACACCGCCAUAGCAACCGCGAUAUCUAAUUAG